CUCGCCUUGGGUGGAACAGGAGCAAGAGCCGGAGCUCACAGGCACCAGCAGAUAAAAAAAAACCCAUAAAAACUAGACAGAGAGAACAAUACGCGGUUUUGCUAUUUUUGGGGGGACAUACUUUGAUGGAUAGUCUUGGAAUUAUCUCCAGCAGUGUCGCCCGAUCUUUUCAUUUGAUUUAACCGUUUGCAGCAAGUUCUCCCUCCGCACAGAUGUUAGUCCACACCUAUUCAGCUAUGGACCGCCAUGAUGGUGUCCCCAGUCACAGCUCCAGACUCUCCCAGUUGGGAUCUGUCUCCCAAGGACCCUACUCAAGUGCCCCUCCGCUGUCUCACACCCCCUCCUCGGACUUUCAGCCUCCCUAUUUCCCCCCUCCUUACCAGCCACUUCCUUAUCACCAGAGCCAAGACCCCUACUCUCAUGUCAACGACCCCUAUUCACUGAACCCCCUGCACCAGCCCCAGCAACACCCGUGGGGACAAAGGCAGAGGCAAGAUGUGGGCUCAGACACUGGAUCUCUGUUGCCCCAGCCCAGGGCUUCACUCCCCCAGCUUUCUGGACUGGAUCCCAGGCGGGACUACCACUCAGUCAGGAGACCAGACGUCCUUCUACAUUCAACCCACCAUGGCCUGGACUCUGGGAUGGGGGACAGUCUGUCUCUGCAUGGACUUGGUCACCCAGGGAUGGAAGAUAUGCAGUCGGUGGAAGAUGUGAAUAAUGCCAUGAACCUGCUGGACCAGUCUGUCAUCAAAAAAGUGCCAGUCCCCCCUAAAUCCGUCACCUCCCUGAUGAUGAACAAGGACGGAUUCCUGGGUGGGAUUUCAGUGAAUGCCGGAGAGGUUUUCUGCUCAGUACCGGGUCGUCUGUCCCUGCUCAGCUCCACCUCCAAGUACAAAGUGACCGUGGGGGAGGUACAAAGACGCCUGUCCCCUCCCGAGUGUCUCAAUGCCUCCCUCCUGGGCGGGGUCCUAAGAAGAGCAAAAUCAAAAAACGGGGGUCGAUCUCUGAGGGAGAGACUAGAGAAAAUCGGGUUGAAUUUGCCCGCAGGCCGGCGCAAGGCAGCCAAUGUCACCCUGCUGACCUCCCUGGUGGAAGGUGAAGCUGUACAUCUAGCUCGGGAUUUUGGGUAUAUUUGUGAGACAGAAUUCCCAGCUAAAGCUGUAUCUGAAUACUUGAACAGGCAGCACACGGACCCCACUGAUCUGCACUCCAGGAAAAACAUGCUGCUGGCUACAAAGCAACUUUGUAAAGAGUUCACAGAUCUUUUGGCCCAAGACAGGACACCCAUAGGCAACAGUAGGCCCAGUCCAAUUUUGGAACCUGGAAUCCAGAGCUGCUUGACUCACUUCAGUCUCAUCACCCACGGCUUUGGUGCUCCAGCCAUAUGUGCUGCCCUCACGGCUCUUCAGAAUUACCUUACCGAGGCCCUCAAAGGAAUGGACAAGAUGUUUCUGAAUAACAGUGCCAACAGGCAUACAUCUGGGGAAGGACCAGGUAGCAAAAACGGAGACAAGGAUGAAAAACACCGAAAAUGAAAGAAGCACAUACUUUUAACACCUUUAAUUUUAGCUUUAAAAAAAAUAUAGGACUGGCUUUGGGAAAUACAAACAAAUAUAUAUAAAUAUAUCAGAACAAGCCCUGGUACUGAACCAAGAAUUUGCAAUCCAGCGCACGACUAGAAACAGGGGCUUUUAAUCAGAGGAACUGGAGAGCCUUCAUUGGACUUUUUCUUAGUAACGCCAUCAUUUUUAAGGGAAAAAUAAAAUUCCAGUUUUUAGAAUCUCCCCAAACGGACAGUAAUUUAUUGGAGAAUAACUGAAAAAAGACUUCUUUUUUUUAAUUUUUCACAUUCCUUUGUUUCCUGAAAUGCACGUCCACUGGUACAUGUUUCCUUCAGAAUCAGAAAAAAAAGUGAAAGAUUAAAAAAGAAAAAAAGCAUUAGAAGAUACAUUUUGGAACAUUCAGAUAUGAUGUUUUCCCCACAUGUGUGUGUGAGAAUCCACCACUAACUUUAACAUGUAUAACGUCUAACUCCGGACUUAAAUGACAAGUGAGAUGGGAACAAUGGCUCUGAGAGGAUCUUUUGUCUUCUGUACAAGGCACAGGUGUCCCCUAUCCCCUUUUGACUUUCUAUUCUUCCAUUCCAAUCAGACGUUUCAUUGUAAGAUAUGUGAAUUGAAAUUUCAUCCUAAAUAUUUCCCAAGUGUGUUAUGCUUGGCUAAACUAAUUCUGGCUAUCUACGUUGAAAAAACCCCAUAAUUUAGUCUUUUUAAAGGGGUCCUCACUCUUCACAAAUGUAGUGUGACAAAUGAGUGCUUUUGUUUAUAAACCACUCAACAUUUUAUUUUUUUAGUUUAUUCAUAUUAGGGAGAAACUACAAUUUCUAGUAAUAUGGGUCAGUCUGUUUAAACUUGGCUUGCUUCCAAUGUCAAAAGGGUGUGGUGGAACAAGUCAUUGGAAGCUCCUGGUACAGGCUUCAUUCUCUUGAGCUGCACAGUAUAAUCUCAAAAAUGUUAACUUUUCAGAUUACAAAAAUUCUUGGGAGCUGUUGAACUCAAGUGCACCCCUCCUGCCAGUGGUGGGUUUUCCUGGGCUGGUAUGAAUACCAACAAUCCCAAUAACUGACAACUAGAGAUGUUAUUAGGGAGUCCAAGCAUCUAGUGGUCUUGGUAGGAGUGUGGAAAAUCUUAGUAAUGCAUAAAAUAUAAGAAAGAUGGUGACAUUAACAGUGUUUCCUAUCAUGUGUCUUUUUAUUUGUUGAUAAAGCACGACUCAGAGUACCCCCCCCAAAAGCUGAAGGGUCAUAGGUUGGGCAAUGAGGCCUUAUCAUGACAUUUCUGUACUAAAAUAUUAUCAUUCAUUGCAAGGCCAGAUGAAAAGGUCAAUACUGCAGGUUUUUUAUCACCCAGUAUUUGAUGAUUAUGACUUUUAUAUAUAACUCACUGUAUUGCUCUUAUUUCCAAAAUAUUUUGCACUGCGGCUUUCCAGUGUUGAAAAAUAUUUGUUCAGGUGACCCCCUUAGCUCAUUAUAAAGUUAUUGAUAUAUAAAAACAUUGGGGUAACAGUCAGCCUGCUAUAGUUCUAGGGGUACCCAGGGCACAUAUAAGCCCUCACCCCAAAUCUCCCCAUAACUGGCCAUCAGUAUGGACCCCCUAAGCUCAUAACAAGGUUACAGAUUUAUAGAAACAUUGGGGUAACAGUCACCCUGCUAUAGUUCCAGGGGUACCCAGGGUACAAAUAAACACUCACCCCAAAUCUCCCACUAACUGACCUUCAGACUGGGCCCCCUAAACUCAUAACAAGGUUACAGAUAUAUAGAAAUAUUGGGUAACAGUCACCCUGCUAUAGUUCCAGGGGUACCCUCUUAGCUCAUAACAAGGAAUAACCUUCAUCUUACUGUACUUUAAAGAACAUCAAGGACAACAAUGAAAUAUUCAGUCCAGAUCACACCCUAACUGACUUUCAGGACAUCCAUUAAUAUCUGGGCAUUAAUCCCAACUGGUUGGGCCCCAUCGUCUGCAUCAGGCCCCUACAGGGGACCAGUCCCAUAGUCUAGAAACCUUUUCAACAUUUAUUUGUACAGAUUGCCCAAAAUAUCCUAAAAACACAAUUUUUAAGUUUCCAUAAAACAUUUUUACCGAACUGUCUUUAAAACAGCUGGCAUAAAUUGGUAGUGCAUUUUUUUAGUUAUUAUCAUUAAAAUUACAUUUUUUUGCUCAUUUCAUCUCACGGGAAAAAGUUUUAAUGCAGCAGACUAAGCGUUCUACUUAUUUCUACUACCCCAUUUAGCUUGCUUGGAUGCAAGAUCAACAAACGGCCUUCUCUUCCAUAUAGAAUAAUCAAUUUCCAUGAGGAUUUUUAUUUUUGCAUUUAAUUGCACAUCUGUCUGUUAGCAACAAAAAACACUAUUUUCAGUGGCUGUAACAUUUUUUUUAACCCUUAAUUAUUUUAAACAUUUUGCCAGGCAAGCAAGCGAGCCUUGCAUGUGAUCUGAAAUGAGAAUUACAC
Molecule: messenger RNA, 4008 nt
Organism: Xenopus laevis (African clawed frog)
Lineage: Eukaryota; Metazoa; Chordata; Amphibia; Anura; Pipidae
Gene: tfap2b.L
Product: transcription factor AP-2 beta L homeolog
Biological process (GO): regulation of transcription by RNA polymerase II; regulation of cell population proliferation; regulation of DNA-templated transcription
Cellular component (GO): nucleus
Molecular function (GO): DNA-binding transcription factor activity, RNA polymerase II-specific; DNA-binding transcription factor activity; RNA polymerase II transcription regulatory region sequence-specific DNA binding
Source: RefSeq, marked provisional